This is a messenger RNA of Acanthoscelides obtectus, 2989 nucleotides long. The record is from the annotation of a GenBank genome assembly. NCBI's taxonomy places the organism in Eukaryota, Metazoa, Arthropoda, Insecta, Coleoptera, Chrysomelidae.
AAAAGAAAUACCAUCCUUCCGGUUAUUUGUUUUUUUUUUAACCGAUGACCGGUUAACCGUACAUUAUGAAAUAACCGGUUAAAAUCGACCAAUCAAUCUGGAAAAAAACAGUUAUUUUUGCCCAUCCCUAGCUUCGCGGAAGACGCAAACGAAAUGGCGUCGCGAUCUUCCCGUUUCCGGUGAUUUUUUGUGUUCUCGGCGUCUCCGGUGUGGUUUUAAGUUGAAUUUUGUUACAAACUUUAGUAUACCACUAUAAUACGCUAUAAACUAUAGUUUUUUAUAAGUUAUAUGUUCCGGAAAUCGCCCUUGCGUGCGUUUUAUUUGCAAACAACAGACUGCCUCUACCUCUUACGAUUUCAAGAUGGAUUCAACCUACCCAACAACGAAAAUCAAAGAGGAAAACGACGAAGCAGGGGCUUCAACAAGCAUAAAACUCGAGAAACCAGAUCUAGACGAUGAAACUAAUGAUGAUAGCGUUGGGUUUGAGGAAGUACAUACCUGGGUUGGCUCUUCUUCAGCUGUUCAUAUGGAAAUAGACAAUAAUGAAGCUAGUGGUUCCAAACCUAUCAAGAAAGAAAAAGUGAUUAAGCAAGAAAGUGAUUUAGGAGAUCAGGCAUCAUGUGAUAUAUUAGAUAGGAUAAAAAAAGAGCCUGACCCAGAAGAAUGGGACGAGCUAAACCCAACAGUAGACAUUCCUGAUAAGGUGGAACUAGGGGACCUGACAGCAGUUGGAGUUAAGGUGGAACCUGGAGAUGAACUAGACACCAGCAUCAAGAAAGAAGAGAUGGACACUACACAGCUGAAUGAAGAAGUGGACAUCAAGCCUGAUGAGCUGCCCAAUGCGGAUGUGGAUAGUGAUAGAAUGGGAAAAUGCAAGGAAAAAGGACUAGAAGUAAUGCACGGAGAGGCAGUGAGGGAAUUAUUCAUUUGUUACACAUGUAACUAUGAGACUAACUGUAGAGCGGAAUUGAUAAGGCACUUGGGUGAAGAAAAAUAUGGGUCUAAUAAGAGUGCUGAUGUGCUUAAUAUUUGUGUACAUUGCAAAGCCUCUUUCGUAAAAUCAGAAUCUCUAGAUGAUCAUAUAAUAAGAAAACACCCAGAUUUUGUAACGUCGGUUUCGCGUAAGAUAUAUGAAUGCCCAAAUUGCACUUUUAAGAGUGUCUCUAAGUACAAAAUACCUAGUCAUAUGAGAAGAGUACAUUCUGAUACAAACAGCUCGUUCUACGUGUGCACACAUUGUAAAUCUACUUUUAAAAAAGCGGAAUCGCUGGACGAUCAUAUAGUUAAAAUACAUCCAACUUUCAUAUCGUCGGUUAAAAGAAAAAUUUAUGAAUGUACCAGAUGUCCAUUAAAAACGGUAUGGAAAGGAAAGCUGGAAAAACAUAUGAUGAAGACACACCUGAAUUUACUAGUCGGUAAUUUGAUCAAUCCGUGCUCGUCUUGCGACAAAGUUUUCAAAAAUAAACAGUCGCUGGACGAGCAUAUAUUAAAGAAGCAUCCGGAUCGUUUUUGGUCUAUAACAAGAAAAAUAUUCGAAUGUCCAAUUUGUCAAUUUCAAACAAUCGCUAGAGAUAAACUGCAAAGACAUCGGAUGGUUCAUCACCCCAAUACAGCAUCUAACUUAUUCAUAUCGUGCAUGCAUUGCGACAGCGUGUUCAAAACUAAGGAUAUGCUAGAUGAUCAUAUAGUGAGAAAGCAUCCAGAUUUCAUAGCAUCAGUUUCACGCAAAAUACAUCAAUGUCCAAAAUGCCCGUUCAAGACCGUCAUAAAGUAUAAAAUAGAUGGACAUACGAGAUCAUAUCAUCCUGAUUCAAACUCACUUCUGCACACAUGCGCUCAUUGUAAAUCUACUUUUAAAAAGCGAGAAUCGUUGGACGAUCAUAUCGUCAGAGUACAUCCCACGUUCGUAUCGUCUGUUAAAAGGAAAAUACACGAAUGUACCAAAUGUGAAUAUAAAACGAUAAGUAAACGUACGUUGGAAAGGCAUAUGAUGGGUACACACCCUAAAGCAGCAUCCAGCUUGUUCGUCUCGUGUGUACAUUGCGAUAAACUUUUCAAAAGGAAAGUAGCUCUGGAUGAGCAUCUACUACAGAAGCAUCCAGACUGUUCCGAUUCUGUUGCAAGAAAAAUAUUCGAAUGUCCGAAUUGUCCGUUUAAAACAGUAGUCAAAAGCAUGCUCGGAAGGCAUACGAUGAAGUGCACACCCAAAAGCAGCAGCAGGAUGAAGCAGUCAAAAACAAACAAACGCUAGUUACAAGCAAAGUACGCACAGGAAACCAAAUUUUUACUUGUACAUUAUCUAAAGUGUUUCAAUGAUCAGCAGUUUCGUCUCCAAUGCUCUGUUGCAGAGGGCCAGAUCAUUUAUGAAUAUUCUAAAAAGCGUGGGACCUGUAACGGAACCCUGGGGGACCCCUGCUUCAUCUCUAGGACCUCAGGACAACUCCCUUAAAAGCUGACGUACUGCUUUCUUUCACUCGGUAGUUAUAUUCAAGGCUUCCGUACUUUGCCAGAUUUUUAUUUUCAUUCUUUCUAUUUUAUAACCCAUACACUGCCUGAACAGAUAAUUCCGAUUGACAGGAAAAAAUCGUACAAAAACCUGUGGUAGGAAACAGGCAAAAAUAUCUCAUCCAACAGUAAAAAAGACACCUUGUGGAACUGUAAACAUCAAGUUCACUAACGCCCUCACACACACACAUUACACAUAACAAAAAGUGGCGAAAAUAACAAUAAAUUUUUUCGCGGAAUAGGCAAAUAAAAUGAAAUAUUAUUAUCUAAAACGACAAUCAAUAGUUACAUAAAACAAGCUACAUACAUAUUUCUACAUUUGACUAGACUAGAUAGAUUGUACACAGAUGGGCGAUCCAAGUUGCACAUAUUAUUUUCUGCCCUCGAAAAAAUGCCGAAUUGCAACGUUGUAUUAGCACCGAAGACAGUCUAAAAAGCAUAUAAAGUAUAAAAUAAAUGGGCAUACGAGAUCAUAUCAUCCUGA